CGAAACCCGGGCCCAACUCUUCGACCUCCCCCCUUCGAUCUCUUGUCGCCCGUCGCCCCCUUCGCCCAACUUUAUCCGACAAGUUUAGAGACAUACAGCCAAGAUGUCUGGAAGAGGUCGUGGAUGCUCCGGCAACAAGCUGAAGAUGACGCUCGGUCUGCCUUGCGGCGCCGUGCUCAACUGCUGCGACAACUCCGGUGCCCGGAACCUCUACAUCAUCUCGGUCAAGGGUAUCGGUGCUCGCCUGAACCGUCUCCCCGCCGCCGGUGUCGGUGACAUGGUCAUGGCCACCGUCAAGAAGGGAAAGCCCGAGCUCCGGAAGAAGGUCAUGCCCGCUGUCGUCGUCCGUCAGAGCAAGCCCUGGAGACGCCCCGACGGUAUCUACCUGUACUUUGAGGACAACGCUGGUGUUAUCGUCAACGCCAAGGGUGAGAUGAAGGGUUCCGCCAUCACUGGUCCCGUUGGAAAGGAGGCUGCUGAGCUCUGGCCUCGUAUCGCUUCCAACUCCGGUGUCGUCAUGUAAAUUGGCCCUUACCAGGCGGAGUGACAUGCGAUUUUGAACGAUACCAGUCGGGAAUCAUGGGGUGUGCAUCAAGUAUGACCAACAAAAAUGAAAACGAUUCAUUAAAAAAAAAAUAUUUAAAC
Molecule: messenger RNA, 645 nt
Organism: Aspergillus heteromorphus CBS 117.55
Lineage: Eukaryota; Fungi; Ascomycota; Eurotiomycetes; Eurotiales; Aspergillaceae
Product: 60S ribosomal protein uL14
Exons: 5
Coding region: 104-523 (139 amino acids)
Biological process (GO): translation
Cellular component (GO): ribosome; cytosolic large ribosomal subunit
Molecular function (GO): structural constituent of ribosome; large ribosomal subunit rRNA binding
Source: RefSeq, a predicted model, not a curated record